GUUUCGUUUAACCAUUACCCUCGAGUUUACUUUGACUUAUUGUCUGUGAUUUUGUAAAAUCAUACUCUAUAUCAUCUCAUUUUCCUCAUUUCUGGUCUCAUGAGCUGUUGUUUUUAAGCAUGAUUUUUUAUGUUUUGGGCUGAUAGCAGUCUGUUCCUUGGACAUUUCUGUGUUAGAGCUGAUUUAAAAGCACGUGUAUGUAGGAUCUAUCUAUAUUGUGUCCUUUCUUGGUACUAAAGUGUUUUAUGGGAUUAUUUGAUGAUAGUCUCUCUGCUUUGUGUAACUAACCAUUAUAACUAUCGAACUACUAAACGUAUAGCCUAUUGAGGUUUAUACUUCAAAAGCUGGUUUAUCUCUUUCUCAGUUUAUGUGACUUCUAUAAUUCUUCCUCUGAAAGUAACAGCGAUUAAGGUACUUCUUGAUCUGGAAUUUCGUAUCAUGAUCGGAAGAAAUAUGAAAUAUAUAAUCUUUAUUCUUGAUUCCUCCUUCAUUUGCUACGCUACAGAGAGUUUUUUUGUUCUUCUGACUUCAUGAAUAACUGCUAUUUACUUAUUUAUUUGGUGAAAAGACACUAGACCCGCAAAUUUAGUUUUCUGGUUGAGUCACUUAAAUGCUUCAAUUUGAUAACAAGAUAAAUCAUUUCUAGACUUUCCCUGUGAAGUAGUCCUCUAUAUGGGAGUUAAAGUUUAAAGCUAAAUUUAUUAACAGAAGUUCUUGUGAUGUAUUAAUUGAAGUGAAAUCCCAAGCUGCAAAUAGAUACCGUUCAUGAAAUAGUGAUUGAUGGUUUUCAGACCAGAAGAUGCUAAGCAUAUAUGUAGUAUUAUUCCUUUACAAGCUAGUGGUAUUUAAGCUUUGAAUUUUAGAUACGUGUAUAUUACAAUCAUUUGUUGGUGGAAAAGCUGAGAGAGAUGAUUGAUGUUGAGGUUCAAAGUGUCUUAUGAAGAUCUUGUUUAGCCUAGCACAUAGUUCGAUGAUUUAUCCGUAAUAAAGAUAAUAAUUUGCUAUGUUCCAAGAUAGGGAUUUAAGCAACUUUUUGCCGUCAAUAGAAGCCAACUUUACUUUGAUGAUAAGGAAUCCCAGUGUCAUUGUUUUAGUGCAAUCUGACUAGCAUCAGAAGGCUGCCUGGCUGAAUAUCAACAGAUACUGCUGAUUUAUUGUCAAUCAUGCAGGGGACUGCAAUGAGAGUCUGUAUUCCUUCUGCACAUAUUGAAACUGUAUUUAACUGAAGCCUUUGUGCUACUUUAUACAAUCCAAGCACUCAUAUAAACACAUUCUUGUUUAAACAAUGAGGAAGCCGAGACCUAGAUCCUAGAUCCAGAUCCUCUGCCAAGUCAAGGUCGCAUUCAAACUUCUCUAUAGUUAGUUGUGAUGCACAGCAUAUUUUCACAUAUUUGUCUUUCUUGUGAAGAUUAAGAUGUUUCAUGGUGCCACUGGAGAAACCAACAUCGGUUUUUGCCAACAGAAAACCUUAAUGCAGAUAGUAUAUUGCAAUAAUGCCUGACCACCAGAUUCCUUUACUAAAUUUGGGGAGUUUCAAAUAACAUACUUUAUGGGUUCCCCUGCAGAGUCCUUUUCUUGCAUUCAGCAGCAUAUUUUAUAAUCCAUCACGCAUUCACCAGAAAAAUAUCUUAAAAAAUGUCAAAGAUAGAAAAAGAAUACAAUAAGAGAAACAGUAAUAAUUGAUAGGAUAAAUUUUGUGCUUAAUUCAACUUCAAUGUACCGGCAAACCAGGAAUUCUGUCCUUUAAUUCUUGUUCUGUUGAAUUUUUAUUUUAAACCAACUAGUGUGCCUCUUCUGUGACCAAAUCUAAGCCUGCAAUCCAUAGCCUGCAAUGGUUCUGAACGAGGUUUUGGAAAUUGUUUAAGAGGUGCUUCUCCAUUACAAUUGGAUUUGAGUUCUAGUGAGAUUAUUCUGCAUCAUAUUUCUAUUCCGAUGAGUGUCUCUAUAUCAGUUAGUGCACAAUGGAAAGUAUAUUGUCUUUGGAAGUUGAUUUCCUUAUGUGCAGCAUUUUGGGGGAGCCCUUUUAACUGGUGAUAGAAUCAUUACCGAGAUCAAGAUCUAAACCUUAUGUUUUAGCAUGGAAAUGCUUAGGCGGCCUAAAUAUGAUUUUCAAUUGCUUUAUUCCUCUUUCUUCUGCAGUAAUCAGACUAUUGCUGUUGAGGUUCUUGGAUUAUGCCAUCUUACACCUCAUUCCUUGUGAUUGUAUAAACAACUAAAUUUUGUAAUUUUGCAUGAAGAAUACUGCAAUUACUUUGUAAUUCCUGGUCCACUAUCUGCUUGUGUUUCAGUGACAACAUGUGGGCUAGCAAGAGAUGCCUUGAACCUGCUUCGAGAAAGAAAAGAUGGAUUCGACAUUGUUAUCAGUGAUGUUAACAUGCCUGACAUGGAUGGUUUUAAGCUUCUGGAGCAUGUUGGACUGGAAAUGGAUCUUCCUUGAUGUCUGUUGAUGGAGAAACAAGCAGGGUGAUGAAAGGUGUCCAACAUGGUGCAUGUGAUUAUCUUCUUAAGCCAAUAAGAAUGAAAGAACUUCGAAACAUAUGGCAGCAUGUCUUCAGAAAAAGGAUACACGAGGUCAGAGAUAUUGAAUUUCAUGAAGGCAUUGACGAAAUCCAUUUGAUGAAAAAUGGCUCUGAUCUGUCUGAGGACAGACACUUGCCUUCUGGAAUUGAUUCAUUUUCAGGGAAAAAAAGAAAAGAAGCUGAAAAGCAUGACGACAGAGAAUGCAAUGAUCCUUCAUCUGUUAAGAAAGCUAGAGUAGUUUGGACGGUAGACCUUCAUCAGAAAUUUGUCAAAGCUGUGAAUCAGAUUGGUUUUGAUAAAGUUGGUCCCAAGAAAAUACUAGACUUAAUGGGUGUUCCAUGGUUAACAAGAGAAAAUGUAGCCAGCCACUUACAGAAGUAUCGGCUUUACCUUGGAAGAUUGCAGAAAGAGAAAGAGCUAACAACCUCCUUUGGAGGGAUGAAAGACUCAGAUAUCUCUGCAAAGGAACCUAACGGCAAUCACUGCCUUCAUGAUUUAGUCAAUAAGCAACAGUGUGAUCUUGCAAGUGGCAGUUAUAAUAUUCAGGGAAACAAGAACAUGAUUCAAAAUGUUGAUUUGAAAAUGCACGAGGCAGAUCUGAAGUGUACGGUUCCAAAGCCAAUGGAAGAGCCCAAGAAAGCUAUAGAUGGAGAGAGUUCUUAUCCUCAAAAGAGCAGCAGUAAAAAGAUGAGCCUCAAUCACUCUUUUGGCCAAUUUGAUUCAGAUUUGGAAUUUGCUGCUGUGAUCCCCAAACAGUAUCCCUGGAAUGAAGAAACCUCACAAGCUCAAUUCAGUCGAGAACGCAAGCCACAUUUCCAGCCAAAGAGGGGGUUUAAUACUUUGCCACCGACUUGUCUUCCCGAAAAUAUCCAACUCGAUUGUGUACAACCCAGUUCCUCUCCAAAUUCUAGACCUUCUAGCAUCGAUAGAGAUAAACUAGCAGAGGCUGAAAUGAAGCCUGCCUACGUGAAGAAUAGAAGCCAGGGAAUUGAACAGUUGUCUCCUGCAGGAUGCGAUGCUGACCUUUUCUCUGCUCAACCGGGGAGCAAAUUAACAAACAAUCAAGCUUUUAAGCCAACGCAAAGUGCUGUGUGGAGCAUGAACAACCAUAGCUUGGAUGAGAUUCUUGAAGGUGGCAUGGAAUCUGCAGGGAGAAGCCUAAAUUUUGCUAGUGGAACAGAUUAUACAUCUUGGGAUGAGAAUGUCCAUAGUGGCUCCCUUCAAGGUGAUUUUCAACCGGUGAGUACUGGUCCUCAGGGUAUAGAAUUUCUUAACUACAGUGAACCAGAGCUCACUACUGAAGUUCCAACCUUCUUGUACGAUUCACUGAAGUUUGACUCUGAGUAUCCUUUUGAUUCAAUGGAAUAUCCAGUCAUAGAUCAAGGACUAUUCAUAGUGUGAUCUGAACUCAAGGCACCUCAUCUUGUAAGAAGAAUGCUGUAUUGCUCUUGCCGAUCUAGUGCACUGGCGUGUAAAGCGCCUUGAAAUUUAACUGGAGUGUAAAAGCCUCCUGCCCAAUUUGAUGAACAUGAUGUCGAUCCAUCGUAUUAUGAUAUUGGUAGUAUAUCAUGCAUAACAAAGCUUACGCUUCUUUCAA
Coffea arabica (coffee) is the source of this 4117-nucleotide messenger RNA. Lineage: Eukaryota; Viridiplantae; Streptophyta; Magnoliopsida; Gentianales; Rubiaceae. The record is from RefSeq and is a predicted model, not a curated record.